Dermatophagoides pteronyssinus (European house dust mite) is the source of this 1958-nucleotide messenger RNA. RefSeq names its product glucose-6-phosphate isomerase (gene Pgi). Gene Ontology annotation, biological process: gluconeogenesis; glucose 6-phosphate metabolic process; glycolytic process. Gene Ontology annotation, cellular component: cytosol. Lineage: Eukaryota; Metazoa; Arthropoda; Arachnida; Sarcoptiformes; Pyroglyphidae. The record is from RefSeq and is a predicted model, not a curated record. Gene Ontology annotation, molecular function: monosaccharide binding; carbohydrate derivative binding; glucose-6-phosphate isomerase activity.
AAUCAUCAUCCCUUGACAACCAGCGAAUUUAAUUUGAUAAUUUUUUUAUUUUGUUUGUCAUUCGAUUUUAUACAUUUUGUCAUUCGUAUACGAACUAAGCAAUAAGUUGUUGUUUUUUUUCUUCUGUGAUUAAUGAAAAAAAAGAUGGAAAACAAAAGCAAUACACAGUUAUUAAUGUUAGGUCCAAAAGGUUUGAUUGAAAGUGGUCAACGAACAACAUCGAUUUCAGAUAAUUGUUUAACAAAAGAUCCAGCAUUUCAAAAACUUAAACAUUAUUAUGAUGAAAUUGCAUCCAAAAUGGUUAUGAAUGAUUUAUUCAAUAAUGAUACGAAAAGAUUUGAUAAAUUUCAUCUAAAAUUAUCAACACCAUAUUAUGGUUUUUUAUUAUUUGAUUAUUCAAAAAAUUUAAUCGAUGAAACCAUUAUGAAAAGAUUAUUUGAAUUAGCUAAAAAUCGUAAUGUUGAAUCAAUGCGUGAUCGUAUGUUUGCUGGUGAAAAAAUUAAUUUUACUGAAAAUCGUUCCGUAUUGCAUAUUGCAUUACGUAAUCGUUCGAAUCGUCCGAUUAUGGUUAAUGGCCAAGAUGUUAUGCCUGAUGUUAAUCGUGUACUGAAUAAAAUGCAAGAAUUUUCUCAACAAAUUAUUGAUGGUGUUUGGACUGGUUAUAGUGGUAAAAAAAUUACCGAUAUUGUUAAUAUUGGUAUUGGUGGUUCAGAUUUAGGACCUGUAAUGGUAACCGAAGCACUUAAACAUUAUCAAAAAGGUCCAAAUGUUCAUUUUGUAUCGAAUAUUGAUGGUACACAUUUACAUGAAACAUUGAAAAAAUUAAAUACGGAAACAACAUUGUUUAUUAUUGCAUCGAAAACAUUUACAACACAGGAAACGAUUACAAAUGCUGAAUCAGCUCGAGAUUGGUUUCUAAAACAAGCCAAUAAUAAAUCAUUUGUUGCUAAACAUUUUGUUGCAUUAUCAACAAACAAAACAAAAGUUAUUGAAUUCGGUAUCGAUCCAAAUUCAAUGUUUGAAUUUUGGGAUUGGGUUGGUGGUCGUUAUUCACUUUGGUCGGCUAUUGGUUUAUCUAUUUGUUUGUUUAUUGGUUUCGAUCAAUUUCGACAACUAUUGGAUGGUGCACAUUUUAUUGAUGAACAUUUUCGUCAAGCACCAUUAGCUCAAAAUUUACCAGUAAUAAUGGCUUUAUUAGGUGUUUGGUAUAUUAAUUUUUUUGAUGCUGAAACACAAGCUAUUUUACCAUAUGAUCAAUAUCUUCAUCGAUUUGCUGCAUAUUUUCAACAAGGUGAUAUGGAAUCAAAUGGAAAAUAUGUAACACGUUCCGGGCAAACAGUAAAUUAUCGAACAGGUCCAAUUGUAUGGGGUGAACCAGGUACAAAUGGUCAGCAUGCAUUUUAUCAGUUAAUUCAUCAAGGAACCAGACUUAUACCAUGUGAUUUUAUUGCACCGGUUAAAACAUUGAAUCCGAUUCGUGGCGGUCUUCAUCAUACAAUAUUGUUGGCCAAUUAUCUGGCUCAAACUGAGGCAUUAAUGCGUGGUAAAACUCGUGAACAAGCUGAACAAGAACUUCGUGAUCAAGGCAAAAAUGAUGAAGAUAUUGGUAAAAUUUUACCACAUAAAAUAUUCGAAGGUAAUCGUCCGACUAAUUCAUUUUUACUUGAUUUUAUUUCACCAUUUAAUCUUGGUGCAUUGAUUGCUUGUUAUGAACAUAAAAUUUUUGUUCAAGGUAUUAUAUGGGAUAUUAAUUCCUAUGAUCAAUGGGGUGUUGAAUUGGGCAAACAAUUAGCCAAAACAAUUGAAAAAGAAUUACAAUCAAAAGAUAUGAUUACCAAACAUGAUUGUUCAACAAAUGCAUUGAUCAAUAUGAUCAAAAAUAUUAAUAAUAAAUAAGAUUGAUUCUCUUAUAUGAGAGAUUAUUGCAAUAAAAGAAAAAAAAAAUUAUUAUCAAAAAA